CAUGCUUCGAAGUAUGACCCACUGAUUUGUAGCAGACUGCACUAAGGGCACUGAUUUCGCUCUCUGCGAUUAUUCGUGCACUUUUGCAAACAACUCACAAUGAACACGACAAAGAUUUUUAAGUGGAAUGACGCCCAUUUCUGUUCGCUAUCGUCACAAACUAAUGUUUAUGGAAUGUCAAAAAUAAGAACUGAAAAUAAUACAAACAAAUUACUAGUGUCCACCAUUCACAGGAACUUCUUAUCGAUAGAAUACCAAAAAACUGGUGACAAACUCACUCCACUGACUAAAGAUAUCUUGUUCACAUACAUUCCAGGAGAUGCAGAGAUUGUGUCCAUGGAUGCAAUGACAAGACUACCUCCGAACAGAGGUCUUGUUGUUGGCAUCACUUUUAUCAAGCCAGAAGACCAAGAAAAUCGACCCAUCAGUCAGAUGCUUAUUUACUCUGGAGCACCUUUAGGUGAAGAAAAUGUGGAGGAAAGCAUUGCAGGAGAAAGCAAAUUAGAAGUUAUGACAGAUGGAUGCCAACACAUUCAUCUGGAGUUCAGACCAUUCUUGUUGACACAUACUGCGUUGAAAAUACAGCAGAAUACUGAACCCGAGGCUGUCUUUUUACUCAGCGGCUCAGACUGCAAAGUCCACAUGUAUCAAGAGAUUCCUGCAGAGCAUGGAUUCAGAGAGGAACCAUGCGAGUGCUACUUUCCUGAAUUUGUUAAUUUAAAUAACAGUGUACUUCAGCUGGUCAUAAAGACAACUGAUUGCAGUCACAGAUUAACCGCCAUAGGACUACAAGAUGGAGAAGUCAGGGUUACUUUAGUUGACACUGAUAAAAAAGAAAUAAUUAAAGUGUGGACUGCUGAAAUGGACAGUCCAGUCACAAGUCUCAGUUUUUUCUCCCAUUUGAAGUGUGUGCCCUGUCCUUCAUUUCUUGAAGCCUUCAAAAUAAGUAACAGUUGCCAGAAUAGUCCUGCAGCUGAUUCGGUAGAAUCAUUGGAGAUUAACCUUCUGAUGAGUAGUGCUUUAGGACAAGCUGCUGUAUACAGAGAUGUCAUCGGACAUGGAUUGUCAGAAGUCUUAUGGCUACCAGACAGCGACCGAUAUGAUGUAGCACUCUGUAGUCUUGCAGCUGAUAUUGACUUUGAUGGGCAGAAUGAAAUUCUUAUAGGAACAUAUGGACAGGAGGUACUGGUGUACAAGUACUUCCCCACUAAGGAAAAAUCUGUGCCUGUUGAAUCUGAUGAAAUGUCCAGUUGGGGUGUGGAUGUUGUUGCUGACUUACGAAACACAAGACCAUACAGCAUGGGUGACCAGGCGGAUGACUCAAGUAAACAUCGGCACAAGUCUGAUGAAGGAAGUGCAACUGAGAAGACUCUACCACAAAGAAAAGUCAAGUCUGAAGAAGAUUUGUCCCUGUUAAAUGACUUCAACAUAGACUUAAGUAAAAAAGCUGCAGUGAACACUGGUCACCAGAUGCAAGUGAGGACAGUCCAAGAGCCUCAUUACAAGCUGCUGUGGCAGCGCAGUUUUCCGUGCCCCGUCAUGAAGCUAGACUGUGCAGAUAUGAUGGGAGAUGGUCUUGAGAACUUGAUUGUCUUAACAUUGCACGGCGUCCACAUAAUGCAGCCUGAUUUGAAUGAAGUGUCAGCACUCUUGAGCAGCCGUCUGCAGCAGCUUUGUCUUUCCAAACCAGAAGCUGCUGCUGUGUGACAAACUUAAUCUUACAUGUUCAUCUUAACCCUUUUAAAGGGCAUUCCUAUUUGUGCAAUAGAAAGGUCUGGUUGAAAGACUUUGCAUUUACUGACAUAAGCAAGGCUGGACGUUUCAUGCCAUCAUUGUUUAAUGCCUUAUUGUGUAUGACAAAAGAUGAUUGUAUGUGCCAAAAGGUAAAAGAGAAGAAAGCUUUUUUCUUUUCUUGGAUGAAGUGUUGGUUAUUUUCUCCCUUACCUUUCUUUUGACUGACUGUAAUCUUUAUCUCCUCCUCCAGUCACUGAGCCCUAAUUGGUUGUAAGCACACCCUGAUAACACCAGUUCUUACCAUUUUGUUUUGGUCCUGUGGCAUUUCUAGGACCUAAUAGGCAUGAUAUUCUUGGACAAUAUUGUGACAGAUUAGUAUGACAAUUGACUGAUAUCAAACUUAAUUGUUUAUCCAGAUGAAAUAAAAUCAUGUGUAAAUGCAA
Molecule: messenger RNA, 2177 nt
Organism: Pomacea canaliculata
Lineage: Eukaryota; Metazoa; Mollusca; Gastropoda; Architaenioglossa; Ampullariidae
Product: KICSTOR complex protein kaptin-like
Exons: 13
Coding region: 100-1707 (535 amino acids)
Biological process (GO): actin filament organization; cellular response to amino acid starvation; negative regulation of TORC1 signaling
Cellular component (GO): lamellipodium; actin cytoskeleton; KICSTOR complex
Molecular function (GO): actin filament binding
Source: RefSeq, a predicted model, not a curated record